Molecule: messenger RNA, 845 nt
Organism: Drosophila rhopaloa
Lineage: Eukaryota; Metazoa; Arthropoda; Insecta; Diptera; Drosophilidae
Gene: RpS10a
Product: 40S ribosomal protein S10b
Exons: 1
Coding region: 92-574 (160 amino acids)
Cellular component (GO): cytosolic small ribosomal subunit
Molecular function (GO): structural constituent of ribosome; RNA binding
Source: RefSeq, a predicted model, not a curated record
UUAACUCGUGUAACUUUCUUUUACUUUUGAGAUUUUAUCGAGAUAAGUUCGAUUCUUCGCAAUUAUUUGAUUCUAAUCAAGCAAGUCCAGCAUGUUCAUUCCAAAGGCCAAUCGUGUCGCCAUCUACGAGUACCUCUUUAAGGAGGGCGUAAUCGUGGCCAAGAAGGACCAUCGCGUCCAAAAGCACCCCAAUCUGGAGUCGAUCCCAAAUCUGCAAGUCAUCAAGACGAUGCAGUCACUGCAUUCACGUGGCCUGGUGAAGGAGCAGUUCGCAUGGAGGCACUACUACUGGUGCCUGACCAACGAGGGAAUCGAGGAGCUGCGCAGCUACUUGCACCUGCCCCCCGAGAUUGUGCCCUCCACGCUGACGCGUCCUGCCCGUUCCGAAACAGUGCGUCCACGUACGGGAGCUGGAGGACCUCGAGGAUUCGGAGGUGGAGCCAAGACCGACGAGGACCGCUCCAACUAUAGGCGCAAUCCUGGCGACGGCGGAUUGGACAAGAAAGGCGACGUGGGACCCGGAGCAAGUGACGUCGAAUUCCGCGGUGGCUUUGGACGCGCAUCUCGCUACUAAAGCAUUUGCUGACCUCCAGUUUUAUUGAUGAUAAAUAAAACGAUGUUGAACUACUACUACAAACUUCCCUUCAGAACAGCAUAAAGCAAACUCUCUCUAUUUUAUGUUAUUAAUCAAAAAGCUAUAUUUUAUAGCUAAUAUUUCAAGUCGAUCUGCAGGAUCCGCAAUUUCAAUUGUUGUUAAUGAUUCCAGAAUUCAAAAAUGCAUUCAAAAAUUUAUUUGUUUUGAAAAACUUUCACAAAAAUAAAUAAAUAAGCUUGAAUACAAGGCA